AUGUUAAAAAUUAAUUCACCAAAGGCAAAUGAUACAUUUUCUGAUAUUAUUAGAGAAAAUGAAAGAAUUAAAAGGGGCUUACCCCCAACAAAUACUAAAAAAAAUAGUUUUGCAAUGCUAAAAAAUACAAAAGAUUAUGUAUCACCAUUUAGAUCAGGACUUACAGGUGUUAAUAAAACUCAAUUACAAGCAAUUAAAACACAAAGAUUUCCAACAACUAGUGCAACUUCAGAUUAUAAUAAUUUAAGUACAAAAGAAUUAGGUUUUAAGAAUUUAAAAGAUAGUGAUAAAAGAAUUAAAGAUAUCAAAUUUCCACAAUAUUUAACAGAAAAUGAAAUUAGACAAGCUGGUAUAAUUAAUGACUUAAAAGGUAAAGAAGAUAGACUAAAUUAUUGGAAUAAUUCACAACAAAUUAUUGAUUAUACACAAAAAUCAAAAUCAAAAUCAAAAUCUUCUGAAAAAAAUGAAAUUUUACAAUCAAAUGAAUCAACAAAUAAAUUUAAUGAAAUUAGAUUAAAUGAUCAAUUAGAAGAUGCUAAAGCAUUAAAUUUGUCAAAAGAAUCUAAUAUUAAAAAACCUGAAAUCGAAGAAGAAGAAGAAGAAGAAGAUCUUGUGGAGACGGCAUCAAUUCCAAUGUUUACAAAUAUUGGGAAAUUAAUUCAACCAACAAUAGUUACUGGUGCAGCAGCAACAUCAACAGGGAAUUUACCAAAUAAUUACGUUUGUAUGGAUUCAUCAAAUCAAAGUAUAAUUAAUAAAAAUAGUCUUGUUGAUGCUACAGAUUUAAUUAAUAGAUAUAAAGUUUUAAAACCACCAAUGGAUCCCCAAUUGGCACCAAAAGUACCUUAUUCAGAUCCGUCAAUGGCUCAUAAGACUACACAAGGACAAAAUGAAGCCGAUCAACAAAUAAAUCCGAUUGCUUCUCCAGAUGAAAAAGAAAUGAUUGUGAAAAUUGAUAAAUAUGGUCAUCUUUCAAAAGCUGUAUAUGAUAAAGUGAUUUAUGAAGGUGAUGUUCAUACAAAUUAUUUAAUUGAUUUUGAUGAACAACAACGUAAAAAAUAUAAUGAUAAGAUUCAAAAAUAUGAAGAUAAAUUUAAGAGAAUUCAACAAAAGAGAGAAAUUAUUCAACAAAAGAUGAAUCAAUUAAAAAUGGAUACAUUAGGUAAACUUGAAGUCAUUGAUAAUAAACUAAUUAAAGAUAUAAUGGAUUCUAAUGCUAAAUAUACUGAUGAUAAAGCUCAUAUUAUGAAAGAAACCGAAUUAACUAAAUUAAAGAAAUUAAAUGAAUGUAAAUUUUUUUAUCAAAAACAAAAAUUAAUUCAGGGACAAAUUAAUGUUCUUGGUGUUGAAAGAAGUAACGUAUAUGAUAAUUUUACAGAGUUUGCCACUCAUAUGAAUAAUGUAUCAGGUGAAUUGGAUGCAAAAUUAUUUAGAUUAAAUCAAAUUAAUUAUCAAAGUGAUCAAAUUAGGAAAGAAAUUGAAGGUUUGGAGCAAAAAAGAACAGUAUUAGAAAAAGAGAUACAGACUAAUGAAACAACAAAUGAAACUAAUACUAAGACUCUUUCCCAAUUGCAAACUGGUGAACACGAAAAGAAUCAAACUUUGAAUACAAUUAAUGAUACCAUUAAUGAUAGACUAGCAUUAUUAGCUAUUGUUAAACAGGAAUCUAAGAAUGAGAAUUUGAAAAUUGCUCAAUUAACCGAUAAGAUUAAUCAAAAGAAUAAAGAAACAGAAACUAGAAUGCAAAAGGAAAUUGAUGACAAUAAGACCAAUUAUGAAAACAUUAUUGCUAAAAACAAAACUGACCUUGAACAAAAACUAGCAGAUUUGGAAGUAACACAUAAAGAAAGAUUAGAUCAAAUCACAAAGGAUUAUGAUGAAAAGGUGGCGACAUUACAAAAGAAAGUCACUCAGCAACAAGAAGAAAAAGAAGAAGCUGCCGCUGCCGCUGCAAGAGCAAAACUAUCAGCUGCUCCUGAAGACAACUCUUUAUAUUCUUAUGAGACUGAAGAAGAAAUUAUUUAUCAAUAA
Molecule: messenger RNA, 2031 nt
Organism: Maudiozyma saulgeensis
Lineage: Eukaryota; Fungi; Ascomycota; Saccharomycetes; Saccharomycetales; Saccharomycetaceae
Source: the annotation of a GenBank genome assembly